AUGGAUCCCGACCUCGAGGUCCAGUCCAUUUUGACUCGGUUCAGACAUCUGGACAAAUUGCAUCGCCGAGUCGCAUAUCAUGGCAUCCUCGACCAGCUUCGUUCGGAUGAAUGGCGCGAGGUCAAACAUCGCAUUGACCCUCAAACAUUUCAAUGUGAUCUACUGGGCAAACUCCCUAUUGAGAUCGUCGCGCUCGUUGCCGAGUACAUGAACCUGACCGAUCUUAUCCUGCACCAGAGGGUUUCCAAACGAUGGCACCGAGUACUUUCGUCCCCGCUGGUCUAUCGUGCUGCAGUCCAUGCAACUAUUGGGGCAGAUACACUGGCAGGCACCCACCCAGGCUAUAUCAAAUGCAUCAAGAAGAGACUUCGAUUGGAGCGAGGACAGCCAGCAGCCACAGCGACCAUCCCAUCUCCCCUUUCGACAGAUUAUGAUGUGACCAUGUACACGCGUGGGGUGGGCUAUUCCCAUGGGGUCUAUGCCUGGAUCGACGGGCGGACCAGUCGAACAUCUAUCUCCCUCUUGCAUCUGUGGACCGGCAAGAAUGACCAUCUUACCACAGAGAACCGCGAACAACUGGUUGAGCUCCGGAUCGCCGAAACCUUGAUCGCUGCGGUCUCGGCACGAGGAUAUUGCCAUGUCUGGCACCUUCACACGCAAGAGCACAAAUCCUUCCGUAUUCCCUCAUCCCAUUAUCGACACUUUUUGGUUCAUGGAGUCAAGGUAGCUCUGGGGUACGAGGAUUACAUCGUCCAUUGGUGUUUCCAUUCGGGGUUUACUCGGCGCAUACCGACAGGAGCUCAAAUUCUCGCACUGGCGCUGCAUCCCCUGGAAGACCAGUUUACUGUCGUCAGGGAAGAGGCUCCCUACUACACUGCCACAGCUCCCCCGGGGCGUUGGAUGAAGACCGCACAAUAUUCAGUCAAUCCCCGGGAUGAGUUGGAUCGGAUUGAAUCAGAGUGCUUCAUGGAUCAAUUCUGUUAUGACUGGAUUGAACCAAUUUCCCAUGAACAAGAAGUCAUCCGUGGUCAGAGCAGUGCCCUGAUGCUCCGACCGGGAUUCUCUCACGAAAUUGCAUUUCCUUUCUUCUCAUUGGAACUAGCAGACGACCGUGUGGUAACCCAUCUCAUACCAAAUCUCCCAAGAAAGUUCUCGAAUUUGGUCUCCGUGAGCCAGGACAUAAUCUAUGCGCCCCAAAUAGCGGCUGGCACGCUGGCAAUUCUAGAUUCUCGACGGUUGAGCCCCUGCGGUUAUAAGCACUGCAUACAACGCAUGGUGGCAUGUCCUAAGGAUUGCUGCUGGGUAUUCGGGGAUAGCGAGUUCGUGGUCAUAGUCGGAUUCGAGACAGUGCAGAUAUGGAGUCUUGAUGAGACCUGGCAGGCAUCCGUGAUGGAGAAUUGGGGAUGA
Molecule: messenger RNA, 1407 nt
Organism: Penicillium alfredii
Lineage: Eukaryota; Fungi; Ascomycota; Eurotiomycetes; Eurotiales; Aspergillaceae
Product: F-box domain protein
Exons: 3
Coding region: 1-1407 (468 amino acids)
Molecular function (GO): protein binding
Source: RefSeq, a predicted model, not a curated record